AUGCCAAACGGAUGCGGGCCGGCGCCAAAUGUGAUCAUCAUCUGCGAGCUACGUGGAUCCGCCUCCGGCGUCACCCUCCGCGCGUUCUGCUCCGCAGCAGUGCCAGAAGUGGCGAAAGUCCGCAAGCUGGCUGCCAAGUACCAGAUUAACCGAGCCAAAGAGCAGGCACAGCAAGGACGCAUAGAGUUUCUUCCGUUGGAGUGGUAUGGUCCAAUACAUGUUGAGGUUGGCAUAGGCAACAGAUUGAAGAACGUCACGCUGAAGUCAGUCAGCCACCUACGUGACUUCGCAAACUUUGCCCUGGCAGAUGUCAUGGUAUACCUGGAUGAUCAGUGGCGUGAGCGCAUCCAUGAGGAGCUCUUGAAGAAGAUGGGCCAGCUGUGGCAGCUCUUCUCUGCACGUACUCCAAGCUAUUCCGGAGAGGUUGCCGUGAUCGGGCAUUCCUUGGGCUCGGUCAUCAUGUUUGACCUCAUCCAGAAGGGGCUGGAGAAGUUUCCACACGGUUUGCACUCUUCGCCGUCGAAGGACAUGCCGCAAGGAUCCUCCAAGACCAUGCUGUGCACUCCAGCGAAAGCAACCGUUGGCACGCCCGGCAGUUUUGACAAGAAGGGCGUCAAGCUGCUGAAGGAGCACAUGGCCCGCGGCAAUGUUGUGGCGCUUGCCAAGGGCAAGGAAGGCGCACACGAACACCCGCUGCCCAGAUGCCUUUUUGCUGUGGGUUCGCCACUUGGAAUGUUCCUGAGCAUACGGCUCUCACAAAAGGCGCAGCGAGCAUCCAGGUAUUUUCGAGGUCUUGACGUGAGAUGGCCCCCCGCCAGCGCUGGACAAGGGUGGAGGUUCUUCAAUGUCUUCCAUCCUGAUGACCCCAUCGCGUAUCGCAUCGAGCCCCUGUUGAACCCGGCCUACACCAACAUGAGCCCUAGGGUUGUUCCUCAUCGCGGCGGCCUUCGUUGGAAUCAUCAGAUCGCCACCUUCUGGUCCUCGGUCUCUACGCGACCCUUGCGGAAUCCUUGCGGAGCCUUUACACAUCACGAACCUAUGAUGCAUUGCCAGGUCGAAGAGUGGAGAUGA
Molecule: messenger RNA, 1071 nt
Organism: Symbiodinium pilosum
Lineage: Eukaryota; Dinophyceae; Suessiales; Symbiodiniaceae
Source: the annotation of a GenBank genome assembly